AUACUAGGGAGGUUUGGGAGAAAAAUGUUGGACAAGUGUCUUUACAACAACAACUUCUCUUUGAUAUUUGCAAAGAAACGACAACCAAAAUACAAAGUAUUGAGGCAGGAAAAAUUAUAUUAAAAGAUAGACUAUGUGGUAAAAGAGUACUUCUUGUACUUGAUGACGUGAGUACAUUGGAUCAAUUUAAUGCUUUGUGUGGAAGUCGUCAAUGGUUUGGUGUGGGGAGUAGAAUAAUCAUCACAACUAGAGAUAGGCAUAUACUUAGAGGGAAUAGAGUUGACCAAGUAUACGCAAUGAAAGAAAUGGAUGAAAGUGAAUCAAUUGAGCUUUUUAGUUGGCAUGCAUUCAAGCAAGUGAGGCCCAAAGAAGAUUUUGCUGGAAUUUCCAGCAAUGUAGUUGAGUAUUCUGGGCAACUACCGUUAGCUCUGGAAGUCCUUGGGUCAUAUUUGUUUGAUAGGGGGAUAAUAGAGUGGAAGUGUGUAUUGGACAAACUCAAAAGAAUUCCCAAUGACCAAGUACAAAAGAAGUUAAAAAUGAGCUAUGAAGGUCUAAAUGAUGACACGGAGAAAGAAAUAUUCCUUGACAUAGCUUGUUUCUUUAUUGGGAUGGACAGAAAUGAUGUUAUACAUAUAUUAAAUGGAAGUGAACUUUUUGCAGAAAUUGGAGUAAGUGUUCUUGUAGAGCGAAGCCUUGUAACUGUUGAUGAUAGGAACAGGCUUGGAAUGCAUGAUUUGCUGCGAGAUAUGGGAAGAGAGAUCAUUCGUGAGAAAUCACCAAAGGAGCUUGAGGAGCGUAGCAGGUUGUGGUUUAAUAAGGACGUGGCUGAUGUAUUAUCAGAACAAACUGGAACAAAAGCUGUUGAGGGUUUGGCUUUGAAAUUGCCAAGAACAAAUGGAAAACGCUUUAGUACUAAAGCAUUUAAGAAGAUGAAAAGACUCAGAUUGCUUCAACUUGCUGGUGUACAACUUGAUGGGGACUUUGAGUAUCUUUCAAAAAAUUUGAGAUGGCUUUCUUGGAAUGGUUUUCCUUUAACAUGCAUUCCUUCAAGCUUUUAUCAAGAAAAUUUAGUUUCCAUUGAGUUAGAAAACAGCAAUGUCAAACAUGUGUGGGAAGAGCCCCAGAGGCUGGAAAAGCUGAAAAUUCUCAAUCUUAGUCAUUCUCAUUAUCUGACAAAGACUCCAGAUUUUUCAAACAUGCCUAACCUUGAAAAACUAGUACUCACAGAUUGUCCAAGAUUGUCUGAGGUUUCCCACAGUAUUGGACAUCUCAAUAAAGUUCUUCUAAUAAAUUUGGAAGAUUGUAUUAGCCUUCAAAGCCUUCCUAAAGGUAUCUAUAAGUUAAAAUUACUUAAAACUCUCAUUCUUUCUGGAUGUUCAAAGAUUGACAAAUUGGAAGAGGACAUGGAACAGAUGGAAUCUUUAACCACCUUGAUUGCAAAUAACACUGCAAUAACAAGAGUGCCAUUUUCAGUAGUAAGAUCUAAAAGCAUCGCUUAUAUAUCUUUGUGCGGCUAUGAAGGAUUCUCACAUGAUGUGUUUCCAUCUAUCAUUUGGUCUUGGAUGUCACCAACAAAUGUUCUCCCGUUCCGAUUUCAAACAUCUACUAUCAUGUCAUCUCUUGUUCCUCUAGAUGUAUCACACAGCAAUUCCCAUGCACUGUCAUCAAUUUCGACGUACCUUCCGAGUCUACGAAGUCUUUGGGUGCAGUGCAGCUCAGAGUCUCAACUUUCUCAUGAUGCAGAAAUAAUUUUGGAUGCCUUAUAUGCCACUAAUUAUAAGGAAUUGGAACUAGCUCCACAUACAUCGCAAGUAUCAAGAAAUUCCUUGAAAUCUUUUUUCAUUCAAAUGGGAAUGAAUUGCCAACUUUCCAAUAUUUUGAAAGAGAAAAUUGUACAGAAUAUGACCGUCAAUGAGUUUGGUGGUUGUUUGCUCCCUGGUGAUCAUUAUCCUGAUUGGUUAACCUUCAAUUGCAAAGGUUCUUCUGUAAUUUUUGAUGUCCCUCGAGUGGAUGGACGUAACUUAAAGACAAUAAUGUGUAUUGUCUAUUCUUCAACUCCAGAAAACAUAGCAUCAGAUGGACUUAAAAACGUGAUGGUAAAAAAUCACACAAAGGCUACCAUUCAGAUCUAUAAGAGAGAGGCAUUAGUCUCAUUUGAAGAUGAGGAGGGGCAGAGAUUAGUAUCAAGUAUAGAACCUGGUGAUAAAAUGGAGGUUGUUGUUGUUUUUGAGAACAAUUUCAUUGUGAAGAAGACAGCGAUUUAUCUCAUUUAUGAUGAACCAAUUAGCGAAACCAUGGAGCAAAAUCAUGAACGAACAGAUAAGAAUGUUGCUGUUUGUUGUGAUGGUGAAAAUGAAUGCGCUUUGGUGGAUUGAUCAAUUUUAGUGUCGGACAGAAUUGCAGGUUUUAUGUGCGUAGAUUGGAUGCUACUUUAAUUGGUGUUGGAUUUCAUUCUGAAGCCCUGAUCUAAAUGCUUUAAGGGGGAAAAAGAUACUCAACACCAUCUCAAUAUUUAUCAAGAAGAUUUUAUCUAUAUUGUUUGCUAUGUCUAAGAUAUGUGUCCAUCCUAUUCUCCAAAUGAAGAUUGUGGCCUGCUGUUUAAUCUUGUUAUUUGGUGCUGCUGAAGCUCUUAGUGGUUGCUUCCAGUUUAGUUUUUCUUUUGUUGGGCAUUACAAGUAGUGUUAUCCCACAAAAGAUGUAUUUAUUGGUUAUCUCAUUGUAAAAUCAUCUCUUGAUUAAAUUUGAACAUUUAUUGUUUAGAACACUCCUCAUAAAGUACACAUAGUAUAUAUUUUCUGAACAAAUGGUAUGAAGUGAUAAUGUUUAGUGUGUUUUCUCCAUUUAACAAUGAGCUGCUGCAAUGAAAGGGAAAACAGUAUUGCAUUGAGGAA
Messenger RNA from Medicago truncatula (barrel medic), 2891 nucleotides. RefSeq names its product disease resistance protein RUN1. Gene Ontology annotation, biological process: defense response. Lineage: Eukaryota; Viridiplantae; Streptophyta; Magnoliopsida; Fabales; Fabaceae. Bases 297 to 2375 code for a protein of 692 amino acids. The record is from RefSeq and is a predicted model, not a curated record. The transcript is spliced from 4 exons.